Phytophthora nicotianae INRA-310 is the source of this 2446-nucleotide messenger RNA. RefSeq lists its product as hypothetical. Gene Ontology annotation, cellular component: cytosol; cell periphery. Gene Ontology annotation, molecular function: cysteine-type carboxypeptidase activity; K48-linked deubiquitinase activity; cysteine-type deubiquitinase activity. The coding region runs from base 990 to 2255 and encodes 421 amino acids. The record is from RefSeq and is a predicted model, not a curated record. Gene Ontology annotation, biological process: protein K48-linked deubiquitination. Lineage: Eukaryota; Oomycota; Peronosporomycetes; Peronosporales; Peronosporaceae. The transcript has 2 exons.
CAGCCUCUUAUCCUACAGUCCAACGCACCGACGAUGUAUCCGAGUGGGAAGGACACGACGCCCAGAGCCACGCUCUGGAUGAGGUCUGCCUGACUCACGUUCUCGCGCACUUGCUGGAACGUCGGCUCCUUGUAGAUGACCGGGAAGCGCGGCACAUGCGGGUCGUGCAGCUCCGGCCGCUCACGCUCCACCUCCUUGCCGUCCAUAGUUGUUCUAGCUUGCUUCCUAGAUUUACACAACUUUUCUACACCAUCUGACCUCAACCUGGAUUUCAAGCUUAAGCUGAAUUGUAAGAUCAGACCUAAAAAUCCAGCAGCCAUAAUCAGAACUAGACACUCACCAAGAGACACCAAAUGGACGAAGCGUACGCCGUCAAGCAGACGCAAUUCCUGGGGAAACCCGUGCACUACGUGUGUCAGAACGCCAAUGGACCGUGUCCGCUUCUUGCCAUUGCCAAUGUUUUGCUAUUGCGUGGACAGCUGUCGCUUGAGGGGAUCGUAGAACCGCCGGGUUUCGUGAGUGCCCAAAACCUCAUGCAGCUUGUACAUCGCCGCCUGUUGGACACGAAUCCGCCGGUAUUGCGUCGAUUUCCUUGGAUAAAGUGACAUUAAUCUCCUAACUGGGUUAUUGUUGCUAUAGCUGAGCAAUGCGAGCGAGCUGCAGCGGCUGACACAGGAGAAGACGCUCCAAGACGUAUCAGAGCUACUCCCCAGUCUCUUGGUGGGGUUAGACGUCAACGUGCGCUUCCACAAGUAAGGUUAUGGAUUAAGAGGAGCAGAGAAGAGGGAGUAGACGCUUGACGGGGGUUUUGCUGCCAGUGUUACAGACUUUGAGUAUACCGUGGCGUGCGCAGCCUUUGACAUGCUGGACAUUGUGCUUGUGCACGGCUGGCUACUGGAUGAUCAGGACGACAAAACGGUGUGAUACAGAAUGACGCUAGAGGACUGGUCGUUCCGUUAGUUGCUCAUUUGUUGUACUGAUUCUUGCAGAUGAAAGUGGUGGGGAACAAGUCGUACAAUGAGUUGAUCGAGCGCUUAGUGGACUAUCGCGGUGUGCUUAUGACAGAAGAGACCAAUAAGAGAGCAGCCUCAGAGACAGAGAAACAGGUAGAGAAAGAUGCUUCGUCGAAUAUUGCACAGAGAGAAGAUAUCGACGAAGAGGAGGUGAAGCCUGCAGCGUCGUCUCUUCAGUCACCUAUAGCAACACAAACGACGGGAUUUCAUAACCUGUCGAUUGAUGUCAACUCUACGCCUUCUUCGCCGAAUACAGCGGUAUCUCCGAGCUCUAUGUCGUCAACGAAUUCUCCAAAGAAGAGUCCUUCGCAGCAAACCGUGCAGACCAUGAUGAAGGAGCGUCACAUGAGCGAUGCUGAUGCUCUAGAUACUGCCACCACUUUGUUGGAGGAAGGGCCAGUCCUCGAAGAAUUUUUCAACUCGACAGCUAGUCAACUCACCUACUAUGGGCUCGUGAAGCUGCACGAAGGUAUCCGAGAACGCCAGCUGUGCGUUUUCUUCCGCAAUAACCACUUCUCCACGCUCUUUAAGUUUGAAGGCGCCUUGUAUCUCCUGGUCACCGACGCUGGAUACCUGGAUGAGCCUACAGUCGUGUGGGAAUUGCUGAACGAAAUUGACGGAGACACAACGUAUCUUGACUCCCAGUUUCGACCGGUGACGUCUUCGGAGCAGCAGGAAAACAUCCUCACGCAGCAACAACAGCAGCGACAAAAUGAGGAACAGGAGUUGCAGAAAGCGAGGGCUAUGAGUCUCACAGGUCGCGCAUCCCCUAGUGGAGAGCACAUGAGCAGCGGUAGUGGUGAUACAACCAGAGCUGCUGAGCACACGAUGCCGAGUAGUGGAUUGUUUGGGGAAGACGAGGAACAUCUUGAUCCAGACUAUCUAUUAGCACUCAAGUUCCAGCGGGAAGAAGAAGAGUUGGCGCGUGGAAACAAGCGUGAGUCGCCUCAAAUCUCCCCUCGCCAGGUUACUACCGAACAACCUCGACGUGAGGAGGAUAGAAGUAAUGAGUCCAGCGAGAACGAGGUGAUUCCUGUCACUGCUGAUGGCCAAAUGAUGCUCUCAGAGGAGGAGCUGGAGGCCCAGCGACAGGCUGAACGCUACUAUCAGGAGCAAAAGCGACAGGUUGACGCACAGACGCGUCAGUACCAGCAGGAACAAGAGCGUCAACGCCAACAGCAACAACCAAUACAUGGGCAACGACGAAGACCCUCGCAAGGUAAUGACUGCAUCAUAUCGUGAGAUCUUUUCGAGUUUCUAGGUGCUCGUCCUAAGCAUUAUCCUCGGUACCAUUGGACUCAAACAACCAAGUACAAAUACAACAUGUCGCUCAAGAAUUAUAGAUACAGUAAAUAGUUAUUCCUUUUGCCAUCGUACAAUUCUUUGCGAUUAAAUCUUGAUCCGAACAGAGUCGACAUCCAGCUCCGCCUCCA